This is a messenger RNA of Mercenaria mercenaria, 959 nucleotides long. RefSeq lists its product as uncharacterized. The transcript has 6 exons. The record is from RefSeq and is a predicted model, not a curated record. Bases 180 to 959 code for a protein of 259 amino acids. NCBI's taxonomy places the organism in Eukaryota, Metazoa, Mollusca, Bivalvia, Venerida, Veneridae.
UUGUGCUGUUUAAAUAUGGUAUUUUCAUCUAGUAUUUCUAUAAAUAAUUGUUACUGGGUCCAAUUAUAGAAGGAUGUGUUACAAUUACUGGACCUGGCAGGCUUCAUGGAUCAAAAGGAACAGCGUCAAUUUACGCCAUAAGCUGGCUGAACUCCUUUGCAGAAAAGAAUGCUGAUAAAAUGCCAGACUCCACACGAUUGCACUUGCCAUGCUGCCUCACGAAAACAACAAUAUACGAAAUGUAUUGUGAUGAUGCAAAAGCUCAACUCCAGACCUGUGUCAGCUUUCAACAUAUGUUAAAGAUUUGGAGAAAUGAACUGCAACAUAUCAAAAUCCCAAAGAAGACACGAUUCACAGUAUGCGACACGUGCUGCAAAAUCAAAGAAGCAAGGUCAAAAUGUACAGACAAAGAAUCCCGUGCAAAAUGUGACGAGAGACGAGAUGAACAUCUUAAACAACAAAAUGCAGAAAGACAGAAGUACUACAAACACAUUUCUAAAGCAAAACAACAGCCAAAAAAGUACCUGAGCAUAAUCAUGGACGCCAUGGACCAGGACAAAACAGCACUGCCAAGACUAGCAACGACUCCAAAAACACUUGGUAAUUUGUGGAGGGUUAAAGUUGGCCUUAUGGCAGCAUUGGUCCAUGGCGUCGGCAUUUAUGGUUUCUUCGAUGCUUACCAGUGGGGGCACGGUUCAUCCUAUACUAUCUCGGCCCUGGUCCAUGUGCUGCUGAUGCUAGACUCCCUUCCAGAUGUUCUGUAUCUCCAACUGGACAACUGUCCUGGACAAAACAAAAACAGAACUGUCCAGUAUGGUUAUCAAGAGCAAGACGUCCUCAUCAAUAUCAUCACUGAUAACAUUAUGAAUCAUGUUCCAGAAAAUCCAACAUUUACGGAAGCGAAGACUACCUCCAUAAAAGAUGAUCCAAAAUCAGAAGGGCCAGUGGAGUAUCCUUAG